ACCGCACCUUCUGCUUACUUACACGGGUUAAUUGAGAACUCUUAUCCCUACGAACAUGGCCGAUUCAGAAUCAACCACUGGUGCAAGCAAUAAUGAACGCCUUCUGGCAGCUGCUCGGGAGGAUAAUGAGGAUCUACUGCUCGAGAUAUUCGAAGACGGCGAUUUUGAUAUCAACUACACGGACGGCCUAGGGAACACUGCACUUCACUAUGCAGCAUCACAUGGUAGUGUUGAGGUGUUGGAACAUAUCCUAUCACACGAGGAAUGCGAUGUCGAUCCUAUAAACCGUCUAGAAGGCGCUACUCCUCUCCAUCUAGCCCUCCAACUCAAGGAUCCCGAGCUGAGGAAACACAUUAUAGAAAGCCUGUUGGAGGCUGGCGCAGACACGCAGAUAAAGGAUAAGAACGGUGAAACUGUUAUGGACCUACUGUCUCCAUCAGAUGUAGAGAUCCUUCAGUCGAUUAGGAAGGCACAGGCACAAGCGAGUGUUUCUUUGGAAGACGUUGCCAGUGAUUCCGAAGGAGAGCCCGGCUCUGGGUCAGGAUCGGAUGAAGAUUAAGUUACUAUGUGUGCCUUGUUCAGUAAUCUAGAAGAAUCGGAUACAAGACGUACAAAGACGUCGCGGGACUUGUAUACUACACUCAAUUUUGGAUCAGCAUUCACUUCUACAGUUUGUGAUAUCGAGGAAUGGGAAAUAAUAUGGAGCAGCUUCAGGAAGAUCUAUACAAUGCAGUGGAUGGGGUUAUAUACAGUGAUCAUACAUCUAUAAGCUUCCCGUUGUGCCACUCCUUGAACGCAGUUGUGUUCUUCAACCAGUCAAUCAACUCGGCUCGUUUGACUUUC
Somion occarium is the source of this 843-nucleotide messenger RNA. The record is from the annotation of a GenBank genome assembly. NCBI's taxonomy places the organism in Eukaryota, Fungi, Basidiomycota, Agaricomycetes, Polyporales, Cerrenaceae.